GGGGAGCCAGGCCUCCCCCCUCAGGGACCCCCUCCCUCCCAGAAGGGGGCGUGGCCGGGGAGAGAAGGGAGGAGGCGUGGCCGAGAGGAGAGGUCCCAUCUCCAGCAGCAGGAGGGUUGCAGGGCUAAGACGCAGGGGCUGCUCUGGCUCCUUCCGCCUCUUCUUUCUCCGAGCCACGCGUAUUGUGUAGCCUUUGCUUCUUGACAUAAAAAGAGAAGAGGUUCUUCAACCAGGCUAGAAACCGUUUUGGAGCCCAGAGUGAAGAUGGAGGAGCCAAGUCCACCCAGCCCUGAAGGAGGAAGAGAGCCCAAUGAAACGUGGGGCAGGAGAAGUGUUGGAAUCCCAGGCAGAAUGGGUCCGGAUGCUCUGGAGGAGAAGAACUUCAGCCCAGACCUUCAGUGCCAACACUUCCGGUGCUUCCGUUUCCAUGAGGCUGAUGGGCUGCGAGAGGUUUGCAGCCGCCUCCACUCUCUCUGCCGCCUGUGGCUGAAGCCUGAGGAACAUACAAAGGCAGAGAUGCUGGACCUGGUGCUCCUGGAGCAGUUCCUGGCCGUCCUUCCUGCAGAGAUGGAGCGCUGGGUGAGGGAAUGUGGGGCAGAGACCAGUUCCCAGGCCGUGGCUUUGGCUGAAGGAUUCCUCUUGAGUCGGGAACAAGAGGAGAAGGCGCUGCAGGGAGAGCGGCUGGAGAAAGAGGUCCUUCAGGCCCAGGUGUUCCCACUGGAAACCAGCAAGAAGUUCCCUUCUGAGUGUAUUGAACUAGAAGACAAAACGGGAGAGUCUCCACUGGGAGAUGAGCCCAGGGUGCUGAGAAGAUGUGGCAGCUCCACUCUUUCUGAUGCCGAAGAAGUGGCUUCCAUUCAACAAGAUCAGAUGAUGUUUGAGGAUGUGGCUGUACAUUUCAGUGUGGAGGAGUGGGCCUUACUGGAUCCAGACCAACGGGCCCAGCACUGGGAGGUCAUGGAAGAAAAUUAUAGGAUGGUGGUUUCUCUGGGUGGUGAUGAUCAAGGGAUUGAAAAUGGGGGAGCUCCAAACAAAGUGUGGCUGAAAACACGGAGAAGUAAAAAGGAAGAAGAAAGAAGCUCGAGAAUAGAAGCAGAAGGCUAUAGCAGGAAGCAGUGCCCUGCCGACACCAGGGAAAUCACAAUCCAAGAGACAAUAGAGGAAAGCAGGGAGACUGGAAACAGCUCUGUCUAUGAGAAUGGCUUUUUCCAGGAGGCAUCCAGUAUACAUCCUACACACAAUGAAAAAUACCAAAUUGUGGACAAGCCAUAUAAAUGCCUAGAGUGUGGAAAAUGCUUUCAUAAAAAACGAAACCUCCGUAGACACCGAAAAACCCACACAGGAGAGAAGCCAUAUAAAUGCCUGGAGUGUGGAAAAUGCUAUACCCAAAAAUGUAACCUAAGAAGGCACCAAAAAACCCACGUAAGAGAGAAACCCUAUAAAUGCUUAAAGUGUGGAAAAGGUUUUGUUUCAAAUAUAAAUCUCAUUAAGCAUGAAAUGAAUCACAGAGGAGAGAAACCCUAUAAAUGCUUGGAGUGUGGAAAAGGUUACCCUGAAAAGAGAAGUCUUAUUAGACAUGAAAUGAAUCACAGAGGAGAGAAACCCUAUAACUGUCUGGAGUGCGGAAAAUGUUUCUAUUGGAAAUAUACACUAAAGAUCCAUGAAAAAACCCACACAGGAGAGAAGUCAUAUAAAUGCCUGGAGUGUGGAAAAUGUUUCUCUUGGAAACGACACCUCAACAGACAUGAAAAAACCCACACACAUGAAAAGGUAUACAAAUGCCUGGAGUGUGGAAAAGGUUUUUAUGAAGAGAGCAGUCUUAUUAAACACGAAAUGAAUCACAGAGGAGAGAAACCCUAUAAAUGUCCGGAGUGUGGGAAAAGUUUCUGUUGGAAAAAUAGCCUAAAAUUGCACCAAAACACCCACAUAGGUGAGAAGCCAAAUAAAUGCCUGGAGUGUGGAAAAGGUUUCUUUCAGAAAGGACAGCUCAACAGACACAAAAGAACCCACACACAAGAAAAGCCAUAUCAAUGCCGAGAGUGUGGAAAACGUUUCUCUGAUAAAAGAAGUUUUAUUGGACAUGAAAUGAAACACAGAGGAGAGAAACCCUAUAAAUGCCUGGCGUGUGGGAAGAGUUUCUGUUGGGAAAAUGCCCUAAAGCUGCACCAAUACACCCACAUAAGGGAAAAGCCAUUUAAAUGCCUGGAGUGUGGGAAAUGUUUCCCUCAAAGAGGAAUCCUCAACAAACACCAAAAAUCCCACAUGGAAGAGAUGCCAUAUAAAUGCAUGGAGUGUGGAAAAUGUUUCUUUCAGAAUGGAAACCUCAAGAGACAUGAAAGAACCCACACACAUGAGAAGCCAUAUAAAUGCCUGGAGUGUGGAAAAGGUUUUUCUGAUAAGAGAAGUCUUAUUGGACAUGAAAUGAAGCACAGAGGAGAGAAACCCUAUAAAUGCUUGGAGUGUGAAAAGAGUUUCUGUUGGAAAAAUACCUUAAAGCUGCACCAGAAAACCCACACAGGAGAGAAGACAUAUAAAUGCUUAGAAGGUGAAAAUCCCUAUAAUUGUCUGGAGUACAAUUAUAGCCUUAAAUCCAUUCUUACAGCUCACCAGGAGAGUCAUACAGGAAAGUGUGGGCAGAGUUCGAGCUACAAAUCAGACCUCAAACAUGUCCAGAAUAGUCAUAGAGACGACAAAACCAAAGACAUGUCUGGAGUGAAGGAAGAGUUUCCAUUGGAGAGCAAGUCUCAAAGCCCACUAAAAAGCCCACAUGGGAGAGAAGUCAAAAAGCCUGGAUUCUUAUACAAGUUUUAAAUGCAAUCCAAUCCUCAAAGAUUACCAGAAUAUUCAUAUAAAUAGGAAAGUAUACACAUUCCUGUAAAGAAACGGUUAAAUUGAGACUCAUUCAGCUCCUGUCUCAAUUUACCUCCUUCUCCAGCGAUCUGGAUAUCUGCUCAGUCACACAGAAAUAAAUGCACACUUCCCGGCUGUCAGCUGAAACCAGCGGCUCUUAUCUUUAUUGCAGUACUUUACAAUAUUUACAUAGUCUUGCCGGAGCUUAGCAUUCGUGCACCUGACCUGUCGCCUCCCACAUUCCACAGCAAUGACAAAUGUCCUGUGAUAUACUGGAAACCUCUCACUGUUUCCCUCUAGCCAUAAAUCUCUAUUCUAUGCAGUUAACUCUUACAUUACUGGAUUACAUUCUGCAUUACAGACAAACACCGUUGGUUAGCUUUAAACUAUAAAUGAAAAUUUCAAAACUAUACAAAACAAUACUUUCACAAUUCCUGCAUUUUGGAAAGAGUUGAGUUGCACAACAAGCUUUUACGAUGUACUAAAAAACCCAUGCAGGAAAGAGGCCAUGGAAAGGCCUGGAGUGUGGUAAAGCCUUCACUCUAAAGAAAAAUCCCCUUGAGCAUGAACUGAGAGAGAAGCCUCUAAAUGCUCAGAGAGUGGGAAGAGUUGUGUCCUCAAAUCAGGCCUCAAAACGCUCCAGGAGAAAAAGCAUAUACCCGCCAAGAGUGUGGGAAGAGUUUGAUCCUCAGUGGGCACCAGAAUGCUCACACAAUGAAGGAAUCACAUGGAGACAUAAAACUGCUUUAGCCUUUGUACUGAUUCCCUCUUGUCUAGACUGACAGUUGAUGGAAGUCAUCUUGGACCUUUUCUUGGCACACUUUAAGGGAGAACCUGGUACCUUCAGCCCAGUCCUGGCCUUGUGGCCCUGUCACUGCUUCACCGGUUGAGAUUUGAUUUCCACACUGGUUUCCUCCCUUUCCGUUAUUUUGUUUUGGAAAGUUCACUAAAAUGUGCUCUGUUUCUUGUAUUCUUUUGCAAAUGCCCAGAUAGAAGUAAAGGCAUUUCAUGGCC
This is a messenger RNA of Anolis carolinensis (green anole), 3864 nucleotides long. RefSeq names its product zinc finger protein 431. The transcript is spliced from 5 exons. Gene Ontology annotation, biological process: regulation of transcription by RNA polymerase II. Bases 265 to 2811 code for a protein of 848 amino acids. Gene Ontology annotation, molecular function: DNA-binding transcription factor activity, RNA polymerase II-specific; RNA polymerase II cis-regulatory region sequence-specific DNA binding. Lineage: Eukaryota; Metazoa; Chordata; Lepidosauria; Squamata; Anolidae. The record is from RefSeq and is a predicted model, not a curated record.